UCGAGCGUGCGCAUCAGUCUCUUUCGAAUAUUCGACACUGCUGGUGGAUCGAUUCUGCGUCGAAAAUGCUUCCCCGACUCUUAUCGUUGAGUUUGGCCCUGUCACUGAUCUUUAUGGUCAGUGGACAAUGGAACGAGUUCCAGAAUCCUUACUAUGUGCAGAAUGGCAGACACGGCAACCCGCACCAUCACCGCCACCAUGGUCAUGGUCACCACGGAUAUGAUUCAGGCUUUUCAGGUCCACCACCCUUCGCCCACGGUCGCCUCCCACCACCUCCUGCGUACUACCCAGAUAAUCAGCCAUCGCCUUAUUACCCAUCUGGUGGCCCAGGGCGAGGAUUCCAGCCUGGCGGUCAGUUCGGAGGACAACCUGGUUUCAACAGGGGACAACCGGGAUUCCAGCAACCCGGUGGAGAAUACCCCAGCGGACAGGGGCAGCCUGGCUUCCAGCAACCAGGAGCAGAACCUACCAGAUGGCAGCCAACGGGAAAGCCCCCAGGUUCUCAACAACCCGACAGCGAUGAGGAGGAGCCAACCUAUCACGGCGGAUUCCAACAACCAGGCGGAGGAAACACUCUACAGCCCAGACCAGGCCAAAACACUGGAGGAUUCCAACAGCCAGGUGGCAGGGGAAAUACUAUACAGCCCAGACCUGGACAAAACGCUGGAGGAUUCCAACAGCCAGGCCAGAGCUCUGGAGGAUUCCAACAGCCAGGUCAGAGCACUGGAGGAUUCCAACAGCCAGGGCAGAGCACUGGAGGAUUCCAACAGCCAGGUGGCAGGGGAAAUACUAUACAGCCCAGACCAGGGCAAAACGCUGGUGGCUUCCAACAGCCAAGCGUUAACAAUCCCAUUCAACCACGUCCAGGCAGCCAAGAGGAGGACUUCUCUGGGUUCAACUUCCAGUCACCCAAAACUCUGCAACCACGACCUGGUCAGGGUCAGGAGAUCGGAAGCUCUGGCGCUGGCAGUACCAUCCAACCAGUUCCUGGCCAGCAGCAGCCCUCUGUGAUCCAACCGAUUCCCGGUCAGCAGCAGCCCUCUGUGAUCCAACCCAUUCCUGGCCAAGAUUCAUCUGCUGACACCGUGGGCAACAACAUCAAGGACCUCUUCAGCACCCAGGACUUUCUGUCCCCCAAACUGAGCCAAGCCCCGGGAGCCAACAGGGAUCCCAAGUCGGAUGCUGUGGAAGUGAAUCCGGAGGCGGUGAAUGAGCGAAGCCUAUUCGACCUGGAUCCCAAGUGCUCGGCGGGAACCAAACUGAUGGCAGGACGGUGCCGGAAGGAGGCCUAGUAAGCUACUGGAAAAUUCAAACCUGAAAGAUACUGAUGUUGCCAACAUAUAGAUUUCAAAAUUUCAUUUCUUCAAUAAAUGUCUCCUUAUGAGUUAUCAAAAGAA
Molecule: messenger RNA, 1397 nt
Organism: Drosophila biarmipes
Lineage: Eukaryota; Metazoa; Arthropoda; Insecta; Diptera; Drosophilidae
Gene: Gbp2
Exons: 2
Coding region: 66-1292 (408 amino acids)
Source: RefSeq, a predicted model, not a curated record